AUGACCGGCAAGAGAAGAAGUGAGGCGAUCACAAUCGAGGACAGCGAGGACGAGCUAGCGGUCUCUCAGCCAGAGCUCAGCCUGAAGAGACCACGUCGCACGCUUGAUGAGGCGACGUCUGCCAGAGAACUGCUGACGCCAAGCACACCGCAGUCGACAAGACCCGGCCGGCAGAGACAAUCCACGACCAGCCCAAGCUCUGCAUUGCAAGACGUUGACUUUCUCAGCGAGAGCGAGGUACCUGAGCGCGACGUCGAGCCCGCGAAAGUCAUUCGCCGUGAGUUUGCUGGUGUUGCCCUCUCUGGGCCAGCAUACCCAAGAUCCGCGUACCAUGGCUGGCAAACACCGUCAGAGCCCAUGUUGGAAGCGCUCGCUAUCACGAAGCUCAGGACCGCUUUCGCCAGCAAAUACGCGGAAGUGCAAGAAGACGAGAAGCCGGACUACACAUUCUUCCGCCUGGAUGAUUUCAGCAUAUACCGCGGGGACAAAUCAAAUAACCAUGACGGAGAGCUGGUCUCGUUACACUUGUUGAGCCGAGAUUUCUAUGGAGAGUUCCUGUUCGAUGGCACGCUGUCCGUGGGCGACGAGAAGUUCUAUGUGCAAGGUGUCCCUUUCCGCAUACUGUCAGUCGAUGGCUAUGGCGAGGUAGAGAGUACAGAUCUCGGAAGCCAGCUGUGCAUUCAGUCACGCAUUGGUGGGAAGGGACAGCAAGACAUCUGGUAUCAGCUCGGCCGACCUGCGCAGGAGUACAAGAGAUUCUACCAGCCAUUCUUGUGGUUAGCACGUUUCACCAAACACUUUGUCGACUAUCUUCUCGAGCAUGAAAAAGUGUCCCUGAUGCAUUUCCACGGCUUAUUCCUGGAGUGGCUCAGAGACCAGUACGAUGAGGAGACGACCUUCCGUGAGUGGCUUGCAAUCGCGGGCCUUGAAGACUUUCGCGGACUCGUAGCUGCAAAUGUCGGCUAUCUGAGGAAAGAGUGCUAUGGCGUCGAUCCAGGUAAGCUUCUGCGCCACCCCCUCUGGGGCGAGGUCAAUCCACACCGAUUGGCAGCUAUACCGGAGCAGCCGAAUCUUGAGCCCAAGACUGUCGUAACGCCCUACGCCUACGAGUGCUUUAGUGCGAUGUACUUCGGUGACCAGCUGGCGAAACGCGAAGUCUCCACUGCGGUACUGAGAAGGGUUAUCAAGCGCAAACAGAGACUGCGAUUGACCCCGAGACACAUAGCACAACACGAGUCAAACGCAAUUUGCUCGUUGUUGACACCGGCGAGUAUGGCGCGCGACUCUCCUGAGCCGCCUCUUGACGUAUCCGCUGGCGACGUGGUGUGUGUGCAUCCGGAUCUUAGCACCAAAUGGGGUGCCGAUGGCAGUCCUUGGUUCGUAUAUGUUCAGCAAGUGCGUGCGCAUGGCGACCGCACCUUGCUAGAUGUAUUGUGGCUCUACGAACCCAAGGACACCACGAUGGGUAAGGCAUACUAUCCUUUCAAGAACGAGCUCUUCAUGUCCGACAACUGUUCUUGCGGGCGCGAAGCUCUGGAUCUCGAAUGUGCUAUCGAAAAGCUCGAUGUGUCCUGGUUUCCUCAAGACCCAUACGCAGAGAAAGGACUCUUCGUGCGGCAGAAGUUCCGCACUAUCCAUCAAGAGGAUACGUAUGACUUUGUUGCACUGCAUAACGAUGACUUUGUCUGCAAGUGCGAAGAUCGCGUGCCAAUAUUCGAGGAAUGCAGGAGCAAGUACGCGAUUGGCGACACGGUCCUUGUCCGAGAGUGGUCUAGUGAUCGAGGAGAAGACAGGCUCCAGCCAGCGCAAAUCGUACAUUUCGAUACCGCAAAGCGACGCAUUCAGCUUCGGCGGCUGGACAGAAGGAGUGAGAUCGAGCCAGAAUCAAACGCCCCGCCCAAUGAGCUCGUGCUAUCUCCAGAGCUCUACGACAAGUCCUGCGACAAGAUCAUUCGAAAGUGCCAUGUGCGCUUCUUCGGCGACGAGCGAGACGUUGUUGCUCCUUACGACCGUGGCGGACUUGGUGAUUUCUACUACAUUGGAUUCGAUGAGCCCGAAACUACUAUUUCCAAUACACUGCCGUUGCCAGACGAGAGCGGAGAGCUUGUUUAUGAUGCCCACGACUCUUUGCUCCCGCGGAUUAACCAAGGGUGGCAUCCCAAGACACAGCCACGAAAAGGGAAACUCAAGGGCAUGGGCAUCUUCUGUGGUGGUGGAACUUUCGACAGAGGUCUGGAGGAGGGCGGCAGUGUUGAUUUUCAUUACGCUGUCGACUGGGCUGAACAUGCGUUGCACAGUCAUCGUGCGAACGUCCUGAAGCCAGAGACAGUGAAGUACUUCCUUGGCUCUGUCGACGACUGCCUCGCAAACGCCAUGAAAGGCAAUAAGAAUGUCGCUGGGCCUGGUCAGGUCGAACUGAUCUCGGCGGGCAGUCCGUGCCCUGGCUUCUCCCGACUACAGAUGGACCAGUUGAGCGAUAAAUCAAGACGAAAUGCUUCUAUGGUUGCUUCUGUGGUUGCCUAUGUUGACUUCUACGUUCCUGAGUACUUCGUGCUUGAGAACGUUGUCUCUAUGACAUCGGGUAUGGGGAGAGACAAGACCGAAAACGUCUUCUCUCAGAUCAUCGCGGCGCUGGUCGGUCUCGGGUAUCAGGUUCAGCAGUUUUUGAUGGAUGCCUGGUCCUACGGGAGCUCCCAACAACGAUCACGAGUCUUCAUUGUGGCCUCAGCACCGGGACUGCCGCCGCUCAACCAGCCACAACAUAGCCAUGGGCACCCGCCAAAUGCCUUCCAAGGACGUGCAUUGGGAAAGUCGAGCAACGGUCUUUCUUUUGGGAUCAGAAAGAACUGCUUCGCCCCAUUUGAGCACAUCACCCCAAAGCAGGCUUGUUCUGACCUGCCAAAUAUCGACGAUGCUCAGGUACAGCUAUGCCUGACAUUCCCGGACCAUCGCACAGCCAUCAAUGAACCAGCAGCCAAUCGUACGCGCAUGGCAGUGGUUCCGACAAGACCGCAUGGCAUGGGUCUGAUGCAGGCCAAAUUGAAGGGCCUCUUGCGCGGCGAGCCCUCCGAGCAUUGCGACCAAGUCGGCCGUGUCCGCAGCCUGCCCACAUCGACAAUGUAUGCCAGAGUGUACCCAAAGUAUCUCUUUCCGACCAUUGUCACUCGGUUGACAGUUGGGGAUGGCAUCAACGGCAGGUGUUUACAUUGGGAACAACCUCGCGCGUUAACGGUUAUGGAGGCAAGGAGAGCGCAGGGCUACCUAGAUCACGAGGUCUUGAUUGGCACUGCAGUGCAGCAGCUGUCAAUUGUGGGCAACAGUGUUGAUCGCAAAGUCGCCCUUAUGCUUGGUCUGCUGCUGCGAGAGUCGUGGAUGGGAGUUGAUACGGCUGCUGCUGCUGGACAUGAUGCGUUGGAUGAUCGUGCUGACUUUGCUGAUCUCGAGGACGAGGACUCUGGUCAAGAUGAGGAGCAAGACUAUGCUGGCUUCAACGCAGAGGAGGAGAUGGGAGAGUCGCAGUCACCAGCCGCUGGAUCAAGCGGCAACCACCAGGAGGUAUCUCGCGCAACCGACGUGGAAGACAUGAACAUCGAUAAUCGAAGCGCAAAGAUCGCACUCCAAUUGAGCGCCGAGGAGAUCGAGGAGGUCAAACGGGACCAUUUCAGAGCCAUUGGCCGCAUCUUAGAUGCGAGAGCACAGUAG
Molecule: messenger RNA, 3702 nt
Organism: Fulvia fulva
Lineage: Eukaryota; Fungi; Ascomycota; Dothideomycetes; Mycosphaerellales; Mycosphaerellaceae
Product: DNA (cytosine-5)-methyltransferase 3
Exons: 1
Coding region: 1-3702 (1233 amino acids)
Cellular component (GO): nucleus
Molecular function (GO): methyltransferase activity; chromatin binding
Source: RefSeq, a predicted model, not a curated record